AUGGCUUGGUCAGUCGUUUCACCCGGUAGCAGUGAUUGGCUCUGUCUCACAACGAUGAUCUUCGUAUUGUUGCUCGUAUACGCUGGUGGAUGGCCCGCGUGUAAGCUACUCUUUUCAGUCUCGAUGGCUUUUGGCUUGAGCGCCCAACUGGUUCAACUCUUGCUACAACAACGCUUUGGCUCGAUUGUCGCUGGCGCUCUUCUCUGGAUCGUCUUCUGCGACUAUCUCUAUCUCAGGACUCCCUCUUGGCUUCGUCUUCGAGUCGCUGACAAGGUUUGUGGCAUUCAACAAGCACCUCACACUGAGCGGAAACCGACCCACGACCAGCUGCGCCCCAAAACUUACAUUUCGGCUCACCUUUCUGAGCUGCUCAGGGUUCACGGCAAUAUUACGUUUCACGAAGGACCUUUAAAUGAAGUUGUGCUGUCAGCUCGGAAUCGACAGUACCUAGAGUCCAAAAGUCUCUACGAUCCUGGAGAAACAGCUUCCAACUUCACUGGAAUCGCAACCUAUCCUGGUCGACCUGUCGCCGCUGAUCGAGAGGAUAUUCACUUUAUGCUUCAGAUGGUUUGGUUCUCCCUGGAAAAGAGCAUCCAAGAUCGCGUUGACCGAGAUGGCACAUUCGAGUGGAGCAGAUCGCGCCAUGGCAUCACUGGAUUAAACAUCUUUGCUAGUCAUCUGGAGCUGCUAUGGCAUCAGCAAAAGCCUCCGGUCAUCGACGGCUUAGCGCAUCCCGUCACUGAUUUCCGCAGUAUCUAUAAAUACGAGAUGUAUAGAGCUCGUAGCUUUCGACCUGCCUGUCUACCCGGAUUUGAAAAACGCCAUGACUCUAGGUGGUAUCUCAACGAUGAGGAAGCGAUCAAAAUCAACCAAGGAUGCCUUGAUUUUUCCGAACCAGAACUCGACGCUGAGCAGUCCGAGACCCUUCAUGGGCUGAAUGGUCAUCCGGACUAUGCCGGUGCAGAAGUCACAAACCCAGUCCUGGGUUGGCUUGAUGACAUGGAUCGUGCAAACGGCUUCUACGAUGCCAACGCCUAUCUGCCAUGCGCCUGCGGUCAGAAAGCGCUGUACGACCACCUCGCAUCGCGAUAUAGUGUCGAGCCGGGCUACAAUCCAACCCGGUACGCUCACGAAGCACCCCAACUGCAGCAUCUAGACGAUGCAGCACUCGAUCAGGACCGCCAACGCAAGGCCCAAGAAGAAGCUCACUUCAGCGGCACCACCAGCUUCCCACGAUCUCAAACCAUUGCACAAGACUGCAACCUCCAUGCCAUACCCACAAAUCGACCCUGGAUCCUCAUGGGAGCCUUUGAUGACCCCAACGAGGCCUUGGCCGGCACUAGCAACGACCUCCCUGUCCCCGGCUUUCCAAAUCUGACCAAGUACCCGCCGGGAUUCCGCAUGACCCGCGGCUUCCAAGAGCUCAAGCACGACUGUCUCCCGCCUCGUUGCAAGCAUGGGUAUUUGCACCCUCCCUUUACAGAGCACUGUAUGGGCUGCUUCCCCGACGGCGAACAGCACGACGAUUGCUCGGAGUGCGAGGCGCACGCUGCUGCGUGUGGACUUGAGCGAGAUGCCUCGUUCGAGAAGUGCUACGAGGAGAUAUCUGUGGAGUGGAACACGGAGCAGUUUGAGCAUGCUUACAAGAGAGAGAAGUUUCAAGAAGCGUGUGUGGUGUGGGAAAAGGAGCAUGCUAGUGACCCGAACCCUCGCUUUUCCGGUUUGCCUCCUUUGACGCGUAAUUGA
Boeremia exigua is the source of this 1746-nucleotide messenger RNA. RefSeq lists its product as uncharacterized. The record is from RefSeq and is a predicted model, not a curated record. Lineage: Eukaryota; Fungi; Ascomycota; Dothideomycetes; Pleosporales; Didymellaceae. The coding region runs from base 1 to 1746 and encodes 581 amino acids. The transcript has a single exon.